Messenger RNA from Cavia porcellus (domestic guinea pig), 1715 nucleotides. It is a transcript of the gene Nubp2, whose product is annotated as NUBP iron-sulfur cluster assembly factor 2, cytosolic. The transcript has 7 exons. Gene Ontology annotation, cellular component: cytosol. Gene Ontology annotation, biological process: iron-sulfur cluster assembly. Gene Ontology annotation, molecular function: ATP binding; ATP-dependent FeS chaperone activity; 4 iron, 4 sulfur cluster binding. The coding region runs from base 189 to 1004 and encodes 271 amino acids. The record is from RefSeq and is a predicted model, not a curated record. Lineage: Eukaryota; Metazoa; Chordata; Mammalia; Rodentia; Caviidae.
CACGAAAGUAGUUCUUGCUCCCCUACGUGCUUUGCGCCGGAACCAGAGGGCCCAGUUUGGCAAGGCCUCGGACUACUUGAUUGGCUGGGGGAGCGUCAAAAGAAACCAGGGGCGGGCUUUUCACGCUGUCCGUCUGCUGGAGGUGCGCAGGGCUGGCGGAAGGAGCUGCUUUCACAGGUGGCGGCCAGAUGGAGGGAGACACUGAACCUGGGAACCUGGCUGGUGUGCGACACAUCAUCCUUGUCCUUUCUGGAAAGGGAGGUGUGGGGAAGAGCACUAUCUCUACCGAGCUGGCCCUGGCGCUGCACCAUGAGGGCAAAAAGGUGGGGAUCCUCGACGUAGACCUGUGUGGCCCCAGCAUCCCGCGCAUGCUUCAAGCACAGGGCAAGGCUGUACACCAGUGUGACCGUGGCUGGGUGCCUGUCUUUGUGGAUCGGGAGCAGAGCAUCUCCCUAAUGUCUGUGGGCUUCCUGCUGGAGAAUCCAGAUGAGGCAGUGGUGUGGAGAGGUCCCAAGAAGAAUGCACUGAUAAAGCAGUUUGUGUCCGACGUGGCCUGGGGGGAGCUGGACUGCCUGGUGGUGGACACACCCCCAGGGACUUCUGAUGAACAUAUGGCCGUAGUGGAAGCACUUCGACCCUAUAGGCCCUUAAGGGCCCUUGUGAUCACCACACCACAGGCAGUGUCUGUGGGGGAUGUGAGGCGAGAGCUGACCUUCUGUAAGAAGAUUGGUCUACAAGUGAUGGGGGUCGUGGAGAACAUGAGUGGCUUCGUUUGUCCACACUGUGCGGAGUGUACCAGUAUCUUCUCCAGGGGUGGUGGGGAAGAGCUGGCCCGGCUCGCCGGAGUUCCCUUCUUAGGCUCUGUUCCCCUGGACCCCGAGCUCACCAGGAGCUUAGAGGAGGGCCACGACCUCACCCAGGAGUUGCCUAAGAGCCCUGCAUUUCCUGCACUCACCUCCAUAGCUCGGAAAAUUCUGGAUAGUUUGCCCACUAUGCUGUCCUGACAGCCUCUCCACAAGGGGCUCCACAGACAGCCUCCAAGACUUUCCACAGCAGAGAUCCUAGGUGCAUUCUGGGAUCUACAGCACUGGCCAAGCAGUAUCGCUGUGAGUGUCACCUCGCAGGCCCUGUCCUUGGAGAGGUUUUGUCACAAGUGGUGCACACUGACAGUAGUUCUCUCUGGCCAGCCUGUGGCUGAAGGACAGCUCAGGCCUGGUACCUUUUUUUGUUAUGUGUUUUGUUUGUUUUUUGGUACCAGGGAUCGAACUGAUGACCUCAUGCCUGCCAGGCAGGGGCUUACUCCAUUGAGCUAAAUCCCCAGCCACUUGAUGUUUUUUAAGACAGUGCCUCACUAGUAAUUUAGGUUGAUCUUAAGCUCACAGAGUAGCCCAGGCUGGCCUAAAGCUCCUAGCAAUCCUUUUCCCUCAGCCUCACAAGUGUUGGAGUUGUAGGUGUGCACCAUCGCCCCUUAGCCUGAUACCUUAAGAUAGUAAUGGUCUUAGCCAACAACUCAGACUUUCAGUCUAGUGGCCCAGAUGGGCUAACCAUUCCUGACAGCUGGCCAUCCACACCAUCUCCAAGCUGGCCCAGGCCUCCUGCUGUCAUCUGGUGGCCUGAGCCCUGUGAAUUGGGUUGUCAGGGCAGCAUUCCUUGAUGUGGUGAACUGGCCUCAGGCACUAGAUGAAGCUGCCAUUAAAUGUAUCCCACCACCUUGA